Molecule: messenger RNA, 2188 nt
Organism: Owenia fusiformis
Lineage: Eukaryota; Metazoa; Annelida; Polychaeta; Sabellida; Oweniidae
Source: the annotation of a GenBank genome assembly
CUCAGAACAGGUUGAAGAUGAUACACUAGACUAUACUGCAUAUGUACAUGCUCCUUUGCAGAGCUUGAGAUGAAAUGACGCAGGAACUUGUAGUACAGGAUGAACUGAGCCUACAACACCUGUGAACUGAAGAAUGACAACAAUACAAGACAUCAUAACAUAUAGGGAACUCUAGAGGAUGAACAUAUAAUGGAUCUAAUUAACAAAAUUGGCCAUCAAAGAAAUAGAGUAAAAAUUAAACCGAUUAAAUUAUACCGAUCGAUAUUCUGAAAUAAUUAUAAAGAUGGGAAUAAACUGGAUAGUCAUGGAUUAAAUGACAAUAAAACUUAAUUACAAUCAAUACAACAAUUGCCACGAUGUAGACAGAAAAUUCAAGGCUAAUUGUUAGAAAAUAUAAAAAAUCCAAUUUUAAUUAUUUUGGGACUUGAAUCUAUUACUAUUGAGAAGUAAAGUGGUACAACAGGUGAAACUGGAAAAUAGUUAAGAAAACAGGAUAGUAGACUUUGUCUGGUUUUCAACAAUAGCCUAACUUUUUCCAGGACCGUUAACAUUGAAUAGGAAAAUGGGCGCCUCAAAUUCAAAGACAAACAAAUACCAGCCAACUUCUGAUGAUGCUGUGGACCUGCAAGCCAUACAUGAAGAUCCUGUCAUAAAUGAAGUGAAUGAGACAACUGAUGCAUGUGGGGGAGCAGAAGAUGCUGAUGUGAAAGAGAGUCUUCUCAAGAAACAUGAUGGCAUUGAAUCUACUGAAGCCCCCGUAAAUGCAAGAAAAAACACAACUCAAUCAAGCAAUCCCACUAAAACAUCCUUAGCUCCUGAAGGUGAACUAUUUGUUAAAGAGAAACCUUGCCCCUAUGACUACACAAAUCUCAUACUAGAGGGUGGAGGAAACAAAGGACUUGCUUACUGUGGAGCUAUUAAGAUUCUCGAUGAAAAAGGAAUCUUCUCAAAUCUUUAUAGAUAUGCUGGUUCCAGCGCGGGAGCCAUGAUGGCAACACUUCUCGCAUUUGGAUAUUCUUCUUCGGAGAUUGAGGAUAUCGCGAGACGGGAAAGUCCCCAGACAUUUUUAGAUGCAAAAUUUGGAAUCGUUUCUUUAUUGUGGAAUCUGAUCAGACAUAAAGGCUGGCAUCCAGGGAAGAGAGUAGAGACGAUAUGCCAGUUUUAUGCUGAAAAGAAGUUUGGGAAUCCUAAGCUAUCAUUCAUGGAGCUUUACGAGAAGUCAGGUAGAGAACUGUGCAUUAUAGUCACAAAUCUGACCACGAUGAGUGUUGAAUAUUUCCAUCCAAAAACUACCCCUGAUGUAUCGAUUGCUUUGGCUGUUCGUAUGUCUGCCGCAUUACCAGGUAUGGUUCAGCCUGUGAUCUUGGAGCGACAUGGUAUAAAACAUUGUUAUAUAGAUGGUGGGGUACUCUGCAACUACCCGAUACAUUGCUUUGAUGGGUGGUACCUCUCGAUGGAUCCUAAAGAUAGUUUCUUCAGAAGACUAGAGAAUAUGAGUAGCACAACCAAGGAAAAUAUGUUCAGGGAACACAAUACGAAAACUCUGGGACUACUUCUCUACUCUGGCGAUGAAUCGGAAUACAUGAUGCAAUCAUUUGAGGAAAGACGAGUUCACGUUAAACGACCAAACACUCCUCUUGCCAAAAAGAAUGGCAAGCAUAUGGAUGCACGAAGAGUCAUUGAGCAAAAACGAGCCAAAAUAUUUGAAGCUGCGCGAGAAUUCUGGCAAGCACUCCGAACCAGUGAUAUUGAUGGAAGUGACACAGUUAAUAUCAAUGAACUACGCCUUGCGAUAGAUAAGAGUACAUUUAACGAAAAUCACUCCAAAGCAUUGUUUUCAGACAGCUCUUUGGAAACAAUAUUCAACGAAAUUGACAUCAAUAAUGACGGUGAAAUCUCAUUUCAUGAAUUUAUUCAUUUCAUGGAGAAGAAAAGUGUCGCAUUUAUGUGUUACAUGCAACGGAUGUCCAUAAGAGACGACGUUGAUACGGUUACAGGCUUCCUGUCUGCAUUCCAGGAAAUGCUUGACGUUAACCUAAAACAGCUUUACAUGAAGGAACGUGAUAUGGAAAGGACUAUUGGAAUAAACACAGACUAUAUCAGAACAACAGAUUUUGAACUCCAAGAUGAAGACAAAGAUUUCCUCAUCAAAUGUGGUCAAGUUUCGACAUCAGAAUUUUUCAAGUAA